This is a messenger RNA of Guyanagaster necrorhizus, 527 nucleotides long. RefSeq lists its product as uncharacterized. The coding region runs from base 192 to 461 and encodes 89 amino acids. The transcript has 2 exons. Lineage: Eukaryota; Fungi; Basidiomycota; Agaricomycetes; Agaricales; Physalacriaceae. The record is from RefSeq and is a predicted model, not a curated record.
GCAGACCUGAAAGUCAGUCUAGCACGCCUAUAAUCUCCACGGUGAACGAUACUCGUGGGGCCGAGCGGGCCCACGUAGUGAUAUCAGUAAUAGUUCCGUACGUUGAAGAACCUUGUCGCAGCUCACUGUUAUAGGGCCCGGUUGGUCGCAACCGUUCCGCAGACCUCAUCUGAGCGUAUCAGAAGCAUAUAAUGUUGACUUUGCUCUUCCAAACCAAACCAAAUCGCCCCGCUUCCCAACCCCAACCAAUCUUCGCAAAGAGCCCAGAUGCUGGACCUGUUUGCGACCUUCUUCGGCUUGAUCCACAGCCCAACCUGCGACGCAUCGUGGAGGAGAUUCGGGAUAUUGAGGAUACGCCGUUGCCUGCCAUGACGUCCGUUGGUAGGGGAAGCAUCUGUUGGUUCGUGAUUUUUUGGUAUCAUUUUGUGAUUGCUGGCUCACUUUUUUUUUUUUUGUGUUGACCAGGGAACCUCGCUUUCUUGGUGAGGGCUAACCAUUUCGGGCUUGUGUCAUCUCUAGCUUGGGUA